AUGGAAAACGAUAAAGGUCAAUUAGUUGAAUUAUAUGUUCCAAGAAAGUGUUCUGCCACUAACACCAUUAUCAAGUCUAAGGACCACGCUUCUGUCCAAAUCAACAUCGCCAAGGUUGAUGAAGAAGGUAGAGCUAUUCCAGGUGAAUACAUCACAUAUGCUUUAUCUGGUGAUGUCAGAGCUAGAGGUGAAGCUGACGAUGCUUUGAACCGUUUGGCUCAAAACGAUGGUUUGAUGAAGAACGUUUGGUCUUACUCUCGUUAA
This is a messenger RNA of Vanderwaltozyma polyspora DSM 70294, 264 nucleotides long. RefSeq names its product 40S ribosomal protein eS21 (gene RPS21B). Gene Ontology annotation, cellular component: cytosolic small ribosomal subunit; ribosome. The coding region runs from base 1 to 264 and encodes 87 amino acids. The transcript has 2 exons. The record is from RefSeq and is a predicted model, not a curated record. NCBI's taxonomy places the organism in Eukaryota, Fungi, Ascomycota, Saccharomycetes, Saccharomycetales, Saccharomycetaceae. Gene Ontology annotation, molecular function: structural constituent of ribosome. Gene Ontology annotation, biological process: endonucleolytic cleavage in ITS1 to separate SSU-rRNA from 5.8S rRNA and LSU-rRNA from tricistronic rRNA transcript (SSU-rRNA, 5.8S rRNA, LSU-rRNA); translation; endonucleolytic cleavage to generate mature 3'-end of SSU-rRNA from (SSU-rRNA, 5.8S rRNA, LSU-rRNA).